GACUCUCAUCUGUUCGUUUUAGCGCCCUCUCAUUCCACGUGAAGAACAAAAAUCCUCUCUCUGAAACAAAAAUGCUUGCGUUCAAAGCUGAAGAGCAGAGCCAGUUACAGCUGGUCGAAAGGGAAGAAGUCGAAGAUGAAGAAGACUUGUUCGAAGCAAUUGAUAAACUGACAGCUCAUGGAAUCAAUGCUGGAGAUGUGAAGAAGCUGCAGGAUGCUGGCAUCUACACGUGCAAUGGCUUAAUGAUGCACACCAAGAAGAGUUUGACUGGAAUCAAAGGAUUGUCUGAGGCAAAAGUUGAUAAGAUCUGUGAAGCCGUAGAGAAGAUAGUGAACUUUGGUUAUAUCACUGGAAGUGAUGCUCUGCUGAAAAGAAAACAAGUAGUUCGCAUCACAACCGGAAGCCAAGCUCUGGAUGAACUUUUAGGGGGUGGCAUAGAAACUUCGGCGAUUACAGAAGCUUUUGGCGAAUUCAGAUCUGGAAAAACACAGCUGGCGCAUACUCUUUGCGUUUCUACACAGCUCCCAAUUAAUAUGAAAGGAGGCAAUGGAAAGGUUGCUUACAUUGACACUGAGGGCACAUUCCGACCAGAUCGAAUUAUACCCAUAUGUGAAAGGUUUGGAAUGGAUGCAGGAGCUGUACUCGACAAUAUUAUCUAUGCUCGUGCUUACACGUAUGAACAUCAGUACAACCUGCUUCUGGGCUUAGCAGCGAAAAUGGCUGAAGAGCCCUUCAGACUUCUGAUUGUUGAUUCGGUGAUAGCUCUCUUUCGAGUGGACUUCACGGGAAGAGGAGAACUUGCAGACCGCCAGCAAAAGUUGGCUCAGAUGCUCUCAAGAUUGAUCAAGAUUGCUGAGGAAUUCAAUGUUGCUGUCUACAUGACCAACCAGGUUAUCGCUGAUCCUGGAGGAGGUGUCUUUAUUUCGGACCCGAAGAAGCCAGCUGGCGGCCAUGUAUUGGCUCAUGCAGCUACCAUAAGGCUAAUGUUCAGGAAAGGCAAAGGCGAACAACGUGUCUGUAAGGUGUUUGAUGCCCCAAAUCUUCCCGAGGCUGAAGCAAUUUUCCAGAUAACUCCAGGUGGAAUUGCAGAUGCAAAGGAUUGAGAGUCUGACAACAAACUUCUAUCUGCUUUUACUGAUGAUGAUCCAAUUAAUUACCUUAAUUAAUAUGCUUAGCUGCUAUUUCCAAAUUUAAAGCUUUAUUAUGUUAAAAAAAAAAUAUAUAUAUAUAUAUAAGCUUGUUUUCUGUGAUAAAUAUGAGGUAGAACAGUGCAUAACAAAGCGGGGGUAAAUGGUAAUAUACAUUACAAAACCAAUAUUCCAUGCAUUAUUAUUGCUUCAAAAGAAGUGUUAUUGUUUACUCAAGACCAUAAAAAAUGGCGUCAUCGGAAUUUUUUUCGAGUACGGAGCAGAAUUAGUAAGAAACGAUGAUUUACGCUUCAUACGGCUAAAUCACAAAUACUGCUGAAAUUCGUAAACCUCA
Molecule: messenger RNA, 1482 nt
Organism: Erythranthe guttata (spotted monkey flower)
Lineage: Eukaryota; Viridiplantae; Streptophyta; Magnoliopsida; Lamiales; Phrymaceae
Gene: DMC1
Product: DNA repair (Rad51) family protein
Biological process (GO): mitotic recombination; reciprocal meiotic recombination; DNA recombinase assembly
Cellular component (GO): nucleus; condensed nuclear chromosome
Molecular function (GO): ATP hydrolysis activity; double-stranded DNA binding; single-stranded DNA binding
Source: RefSeq, a predicted model, not a curated record